Molecule: messenger RNA, 709 nt
Organism: Paramecium sonneborni
Lineage: Eukaryota; Ciliophora; Oligohymenophorea; Peniculida; Parameciidae
Source: the annotation of a GenBank genome assembly
AGAAAUGAACAAAAAACAAGAGCUAACUGGUUUGUACAGGCAACCUGAAAAUUAUUAGAAUGUUUUGGAUAAUUAUAAUAAUGGAAAAUAAUGUUCAAAUAAUAACUAUUCUAAUGCUUAUGAUUAACCAUAAUUAUUAUAAUAAUCAAACAAAUAUGAACAUUAUCAAUAACCAAAUAAUGAUGAAGAACUAUAUUAAAAAGUAUCUUUUUUAUAUAUUAAAUCAAGUAUAAACAAGGAAAUAGUGGCAAUAAAUAAUAGAAUGUAGGUAAAGCACCAUUAGCUUAAUACAAUCCUAUUACUGGAAUUGCUUAUGAGAAUGCAUAUACUCAUCAAAGAACUUAUGAACCAUAACAACAAUAAUAAUAAUAGGAUGAUGCUCUUAGUUCAUUUAGUUAAUGUAUUAAAAUGGUUAUCAUUAUGUAGUGUAAUAACACAAAGUAACCUCGAUGAAAAAUAAAAACUCGAACAUCUUCAAUACAGAUCUUUAAGAGACUGAAAAUAUCAAUAAUAAUAGAUAAAAUAGUAGAGUUUCAAAUAAAAGAAAAGAAUUAGAUGAUGCUCAAUAUAAAGGAUAUGGUACAUGUUUGAAAAUUAUUACGGUUUAGGUUAGUUCUACAAGAACCCAAUAGAGCCGAUCUAAAGCCAAUAUAGAGAGUAGAAGUUCGUAAAUAGAAAUAUGAUUGAUAAUCAGAUAUUUCCAAAAUGA